AUGUUAUACGUGGUUUACUAGACCGCCGAGUCCGAACAGUACCGUGAUUACGAGAGUGUUUUUAUAAUUCCUGGGACAAGCGUUGACGCAAACCUUUCUGAUCGAAAUCGUCUUCUAUUUGCCGCCAAUGCCACCAACGACGCCGAACCAUCGACCACGAAUGCCACCGAUGCCAUGCUGGACGCCAAUCGACGGACUUCAACGCCGACCUCGACUUCGACAGGAGGAAAAAAGGUGAUGAACCACGAGGCGGAUGCUCGAGAUGAAGCCGACACCAACACCACCACAACCACAGCCAAUGAAAAUGCGCCAACCACAGUUCGCACAUGUACACAUUAG
Molecule: messenger RNA, 339 nt
Organism: Acanthoscelides obtectus
Lineage: Eukaryota; Metazoa; Arthropoda; Insecta; Coleoptera; Chrysomelidae
Source: the annotation of a GenBank genome assembly